AUAUGUCACAGCAAUGUGACAGAUGAAACAUUCAGCUGUCGCCGUCUUCACAGCGAACACGUGGAACCACGUACAGGUAUGCAGCAAACAUCAUAUUAAACUAGGGAAGAUGAGGAAGAUGCAGCUGUUGACAACGCUGGUGGCUGCUGUGCUGCUGUCAUCUGGGGCCGACGGGUGCCCGCCCUACGUGGAACUUGAGACGACCACAACCUACAACUACCAGUCCCUUCACCAACAGGGUGUGGAGUUAACGCCUGGAGCCACGUCGUUCAAGUUCAAGGUCCGUGCAUCAAACGAUGCUCACGUGGCCCUGCUACAGGAAGAUGGAGUAACCAAUCGGAACAUAUACGAGAUUGUGAUUGGUGGAUGGGGUAACACCCAAUCAGUGGUCAGAACAGGCAUGCAACACGCCAACAGGGUGACAGCUCAACACCGACCACUGAGUGCAACUCAGUUCCGUGAUUUCUGGAUUUCUUGGGAUAGCGGUGUGAUCUCUGUUGGAACUGGGACGGCUGUUGGCGCUGGGGGGUUCAUGUCGUGGACAGACCCCUCCCCUCACCCCGUCAGGUACAUCGCUGUGUCUACUGGAUGGGGGUCAACGGGUCUGUGGCGGUUUGCUCCACCUUUGGAUGUCUCACUCACGACGGAUACAGUUUACCAAUAUCAGUCUCUUCACAGUCUGGGUGUGGAUUUGGCUCCUGAAGCCACAUCCUUUACGUUCAAGGUCCGUGCAUCAAACGAUGCUCACGUGGCCCUGCUACAGGAUGAUGGAGUAACCAAUCGGAACAUAUACGAGAUUGUGAUUGGCGGAUGGAGAAACACCCAAUCAGUGAUCAGAACAGGCAUGGGGCAUGACAUCAGGGUGACAGCUCGCCACCAACCUCUGAGUGCAACUCGGUUCCGUGAUUUCUGGAUUUCUUGGGAUAGCGGUGAGAUCUCUGUUGGAACUGGCACGGCUGUUGGAGCUGGGAGGUUCAUGUCGUGGACAGACCCCUCCCCUCACCCCGUCAGGUACAUCGCUGUGUCGACUGGAUGGGGGUCAACGGGUGUGUGGAGGUUUGAGCCCAACGUUCCAUCAGCUUGUCUGGAAACGGGUGACGACUACCACUACCAUUCCCUCGAGAAUCUCGGUUUUCAACUCAACGGACAAACAUCCUUCACCUUCUGGGUAAAGACCACUAAUGACGCUCACAUCGCGUUGCUUAGCAACAGAGACAACUACGAUCACAGCAUGAUCGAAAUCGUCAUAGGAGGCUGGCGAAACACCAUGUCCGUCAUCAGAAACAGGAAGCAAGGACCACAUCUUGCUUCUGUGGACCACACGCCACUUUCUGGAAGCAAGUACCAGCCAUUCUGGAUAAGCUUCAGUGGUAGAAGGAUCGCCGUAGGUUCUGGCAGCGUGGUCGGGAGACGUACCUUCCUGUCGUGGACAGACCAAUCAAUAACACAGAUCAGAUACGUGAGCGUCGCCACUGGAUGGGGGGCCACAGGAAAAUGGAUUUUCUAGCCAGUCGAUCCACAGAAGACAAUAUGACUUUUCACUAUUGUCAGCACCUGAGCACCUGGCCCCAGCUGUAGGCAAAUGCAUAAACAUGCACUCCAAUUCAUAGACACAUAAUACAGUCUUCACAACAUGGUGGAUAAUGAUGUUUCUGCUAAUUCUGUUUUGAACAGAUUUAUUCUUUAUCUGAAAUAGAAAUCCAAUAAUUCCUAAUAUUCUUCACAAUUAUUGUAUUCCAUGUAGUUACAUUAUCCUCGUUCGUGUUGUUAUUACAGUAUAUAAGUUGUUUUGUACUGAAAUAAACUGACUGCAAUGUAGAAAAGCUUGUGUUAUACCAAAUAACAUUGGUGUGAGGUAUACUUUAUACCGUAGUCAACAUGGCUGCUUUUGUCGGAGUAUGACCUUGACUUUUUAUAUCUACCACGGAGUCAUGUUAGUUAAACUACAUUAUCUUACCUCACACAUAAA
This is a messenger RNA of Haliotis rubra (blacklip abalone), 1969 nucleotides long. RefSeq lists its product as uncharacterized. NCBI's taxonomy places the organism in Eukaryota, Metazoa, Mollusca, Gastropoda, Lepetellida, Haliotidae. The record is from RefSeq and is a predicted model, not a curated record. Bases 23 to 1507 code for a protein of 494 amino acids. The transcript is spliced from 8 exons.